GUACGCUACUGCCACAGCCUGCUUGCACUGCUGGUACCCGUAACGUGCUGGUCGAUAUACCAUGUCUUCGGGCGACAGCAAUGGGUUGCAGCAGGUGUCGAAAAUCGUCAACUCGUUCUUCAACAAGCCGGAGACACUUGCCUUUCGAGAGCCGGUCAACCCAAAAGCGAUGGGCAUCCCCGAUUACCCCCAGAUCGUCAAGAAUCCCAUGGACCUUGGCACGGUGAGGACAAAGCUGGAAGAGGGCCGGUACGAGCGCGCGGAAGACGUCGCACGAGACGUUCGCUUGAUCUGGUCUAACUGCAUCCUCUACAACUCGCCAGGAUCUGAGUUCGGCCUCCUCGCGGCGGGCCUCGCGAAAAAGUUCGAGGAGAGAUUUUCCAGGGUUAAGACCGCGGAGAAGGAGCGAGACAGAAAACCCAGCGCCAAGUCGGAGCCGGUCAACACGAAAGCACCGACCUUGGAUGAGAAGGUCCGCUUCACGUACGACCUCUACCGGACAACCAAGGUCGACGUAGGGCAGGUGAUGGAGCAGGUCGACGCGCGGUGUCCGCAAGCGCUCAAGUCGCCGGCAGAUGACGAGGUGGAGCUGAACGUGGAUAUGUUGGACCCCCUGACGUUUCGGUUCGUGGAACGAUUACUACGACAAUCCCUGCAAGGAAACGCUUCUGCUACUUCCAACAACUCCGCGGGAACGACAGCAGCGUCAGCCUCUAGCACGUCUUCCUCCACCAGCAAGUCCAAGUCGGGCGGUGGUGGCGGUGGCGGCGGCAGCAGCGGCGGCAGCAGCGGCCCAAAAAAGCGGAAAAACUCAGAUGGGGAAACGCGACCAAAAAAGCAACGCGCUUAA
This is a messenger RNA of Ectocarpus siliculosus, 850 nucleotides long. Lineage: Eukaryota; Phaeophyceae; Ectocarpales; Ectocarpaceae. The record is from the annotation of a GenBank genome assembly.